UCUGAGUGAAGAGCAGAGUGCCUGCCUGGGAAUUUUCUGAAAGCACAUCAGCGGCCACUGCCAUGGCUGAACGCCGCGCAUUUGCCCAAAAAAUCAGCAGGACUGUGGCAGCAGAGGUCAGGAAGCAGAUAGCUGGGCAGUAUGGGGGCUCCCCGCAGCUCUUCAAAAACCUCAACGUUGGAACAACAUCUAGCAACACAGUUCCACUCACAGAAGCAGUGGAACCAGUGGACUUUGAGGAGUAUCUCAUCACACAUCCCCCCAUUGUUGAGUCCGGUCCCCUCAGAGAUCUGAUUGAGUUUCCCCCUGAUGACAUCGAGGUCACCUACACACCCAGGGAAUGUCGCACCGUUGUACCAGCUGUCCCUGAAGAAGGGGACACUGACACUCAUGUCAGAGAUUGUGUCAGAUCAUACACAGAAGACUGGGCCAUUGUUAACAGAAAAUAUCAUAAACUUGGCACAGGUUUUAACCCCAACACUCUGGACAAGCAAAAAGAGCGUCAGAAAGGUUUACCUAAGCAAGUGUUUGAAGCCGAUGAGAUGCCAGACAGCAGCAGCUAUCAGGAUGACCAGGAUGAUCUGAAGAGGCGAUCAAUGUCUAUAGAUGACACUCCGCGCGGCAGCUGGGCCUGCAGCAUCUUUGACUUGAAGAAUUCCCUCCCAGACGCUCUUCUUCCUCACCUCCUUGACCGUGCUCCCAACGAGGAGAUUGACCGGCACAAUGAAGACCAGCGCAAGAACAGCCGCCAUCGCGAACUCUUCGCUUUACAUCCCGCUCUCGAUGAGGAGGAGCCCAUUGAGCGCCAUUGUGUGCCUGAAGUGCCUAAAGAGCACUUUGGCCAAAGGCUACUCGUCAAAUGCUUGUCCUUGAAGUUUGAGAUCGAAAUUGAACCCAUAUUUGCUAGUUUGGCCUUAUAUGAUGUCAAGGAAAAGAGAAAGAUAUCUGAAAACUUUUUCUUCGACUUAAAUUCGGAGCAGAUGAAAGGAAUGUUGCGUCCGCACAUCCAGACGGCAGCCAUCUCCACUCUGGCACGCUCUGCCAUUUUCUCCAUCACCUAUCCUUCUCAGGAUAUCUUCCUGGUCAUCAAGCUAGAAAAGGUACUACAGCAAGGUGAUAUUGGAGAAUGUGCAGAGCCUUACAUGGUCUUCAAGGAAUCAGAUGCAGCCAAGAACAAGGAGAAGCUGGAGAAGCUCCGAAGUCAAUCAGAGCAAUUCUGUCAGCGUCUGGGUCGCUACAGGAUGCCUUUCGCAUGGACUGCCAUCCACCUGAUGAACAUUGUCAACAGCGCCGGCAGCCUGGAGAGAGAUACUGAAUUAGAGAUGAGCCUAUCAGAGAGAAAAGGCUCAUGGUCAGAACGGAGGAACUCGAGCAUCAUGGGAAGGCGUUCCCUGGAGAGGACCACCAGCGGAGAUGAAUCAUGUAGUCUGACAGGAUUUAGGCCUGCAACACUUACCAUUACUAACUUCUUUAAACAGGAAGGGGACAGGCUCAGUGAUGAAGAUUUGUUUAAGUUUCUGGCUGAUAUGAGGAGACCUUCCUCAGUCCUGAGAAGGCUCAGGCCCAUAACAGCCCAGUUAAAGUUGGACAUCUCUCCAGCUCCAGAGAACCCCCAUUAUUGCCUGACUCCUGACCUGACCCAGGUUAAACCUUACCCAGACAGCAGAGUGCGCCCCACCAGAGAGAUCCUGGAAUUUCCUGCUAGGGACGUCUAUGUGCCAAACACCACGUACAGAAAUCUGCUGUAUGUCAACCCUCAGAGUCUUAACUUUGCCAACCGACAGGGCUCUGCUCGCAACAUCACAGUCAAAGUGCAAUUUAUGAAUGGAGAGGAUCCAAGCAAUGCAAUGCCGGUCAUAUUUGGGAAGUCAAGUUGUGCAGAUUUUUAUAAAGAGGCCUACACUGCAGUUGUGUACCACAACAGAUCCCCUGACUUCCAUGAUGAGGUGAAGAUCAAGUUGCCUGCCUCCCUGUCAGACCACCACCACAUUCUCUUCACGUUUUACCAUGUCAGCUGCCAGCAGAAGCAGAACACGCCACUGGAGACCCCUGUGGGGUACACGUGGAUCCCAAUGUUACAGAAUGGCCGUCUGAGAACAGGACACUUCUGCCUGCCUGUAUCUCUUGAGAAGCCACCACAGUCCUACUCUGUUCUCUCUCCAGAUGUUCCCCUCCCAGGAAUGAAGUGGGUAGACAACCAUCGAGGAGUCUUUAAUGUGGAACUUGCGGCUGUUUCAACUAUCCACACGCAGGACCAGUACCUGGAUAAGUUUUUUGCCUUGGUGCAUGCCCUGGAUGAGCAUGUGUUUCCGGUCAGGAUUGGAGAUAUGCGCAUCAUGGAAAACAACCUUGAGACAGAGCUAAAAUCCAGCAUUGCAGCACUCAACUCGGCUCAGCUGGAGCCGGUGGUUCGAUUCCUUCACCUUCUUCUUGACAAAUUGGUGCUGCUUGUAGUUCGACCGCCAGUCAUCGCUGGACAAAUCGUGAAUCUAGGUCAAGCAUCCUUCGAGGUAAUGGCGUCUGUAGUGAACCGGCUUCACAAGUACCUGGACACCAGCCAGGACAUGCAUGGCCGCAACAGCCUACUGUCCUCUUACAUCCACUACGUCUUCCGCUUACCCAGCACAGAUCCUAACUCGCCAUCACCAGACAACAACUCAUCUUUAACAGGUCCUGGAGGGUUGGGCGGUUCGGUUCACUAUGCCACCAUGGCUCGCUCAGCUGUUCGACCAGCCAGCCUCAACCUCAGUCGCUCCCGUAGCUUGAGCAACAGUAACCCUGACAUAUCUGGUACGCCCACCUCUCCUGAUGAUGAAGUUCGCUCCAUAAUCGGAAGCAAGGGCUUAGACCGCUCCAACUCCUGGGUGCACACCAUGGGCUGUAGUGCCCCCUGGGGAUCCAGCCCUGGGUCCGCUCCAGAAACCAUGCAGGCCAUGGAGCGCUGUGGCAAUCGCAUGUCUUCGCACACUGAGAGCGCCAGUUUCUUGCAAACUUUAACAGGACGGUUACCCACUAAAAAGCUCUUUCAUGAGGAGUUGGCCCUGCAGUGGGUGGUGAGCAGUGGAAGUGUUCGGGAGGGGGCUCUGCAACAGGCCUGGUUUUUCUUUGAACUGAUGGUAAAGAGCAUCAUCCACCACCUUUACUUUACCGAGCGGUUGGAGUCGCCAAGGAAAAACCGAUUUCCCGAGCGCUUUAUGGAUGACAUCACAGCGCUGGUCAGCACCAUUGCUGGAGACAUUGUCUCUCGUUUCCAGAAGGAUCUGGAGUUGGUGGAGAGGAUAAACACUAGUCUGGCCUUCUUCCUCAAUGAUUUGCUGUCAGUCAUGGACCGAGGUUUUGUCUUCACAUUAAUCAAGACAUAUUGGAAACAGGUGUCGACAAAGCUCUAUGCUUUGCAGAACCCAACUCUGGAAUCUUUACGGCUGGAUUUUUUAAGAAUCGUUUGUAGUCAUGAACACUACGUUACCCUGAAUCUGCCCUGCAGUCUGCUAACCCCACCUGCCUCGCCUUCACCGUCAGUGUCCUCGGCAACCUCACAGAGCUCUGGGUUUUCCACUCACGUCCAAGACCAAAAGAUAGCCAACAUGUUUGAGCUUUCUAUCCCAUUCAGAGAGCAACAUUACCUGGCUGGGCUCGUGCUGUCUGAGCUUUCUGUUAUACUCGAUCCAGACAAUGAGGGAAUGUUUGGUCUCCAUAAGAAAGUGGUGAGCGUUGUUCACAACCUCCUGUCAAGCCAUGACUCUGACCCUCGUUAUGCUGACACAGAGGUCAAGGCUCGGGUCGCUAUGCUCUACCUACCUCUUAUUGGAAUUGUAAUGGAAACGCUGCCGCAGCUCCAUGAUUUCACAGAGUCGCACAAUCAGUGGGGUCGGCCUGGCUGUCCCCAAGGUAUGGCUGUGGGUAGUGGGGGAGAAGAAGCAGAAGGAGAGGGCAACAGUAUGAUCAGUCAGACUGUUGCCAUGGCAAUAGCCGGUACCUCAACCGCAUCUCCAAUGUCCCGACCAAGUAGCUUUUUGCUGAACUCACAGACGGGUCGCCAGCAUGGGAGCUUCUCGGCCGAGUCGAGCCGCAGUCUGCUGAUCUGUCUGCUCUGGGUUUUGAAGAACGCCGACGAGCUGGUGCUGCAGAAAUGGUUUACAGACCUGUCUGUGUCUCAGCUCAACCGCCUGCUGGAUCUCCUCUACCUCUGCGUGUCUUGCUUUGAGUACAAGGCCCAUGUUGUGUUCACCAUGCAGGGAAAGAAGGCAUUCGAGCGCAUGAACAGUUUAACGUUUAAGAAGUCCAAAGACAUGAAGGCCAAGUUGGAGGAAGCCAUACUUGGCAGCAUCGGCGCCAGGCAGGAAAUGGUGCGCCGCAGCCGCGGACAGCUAGAGCGGAGUCCAUCUGGCAGUGCUUUUGGCAGUCAAGAAAACCUCCGGUGGAGGAAGGACAUGACCCACUGGAGACAAAACAGUGAAAGGAUGGACAAGAGUCACAGAUCAGUCAGGACGCGAGCGGAGUUGGAGCAUGAAGCACUUAUAGAUGGGAACCUAGCAACAGAGGCCAACUUAAUUAUUCUUGAUACUCUGGAGAUUGUUGUACAGACGGCAUCAGUGACUGAAUCUAAGGAGAGCAUUCUGGGUGGGGUGUUAAAGGUGCUGCUUCACAGCAUGGCUUGCAACCAGAGCGCCCUCUACCUUCAGCACUGUUUUGCCACACAAAGAGCUCUGGUUUCCAAGUUUCCAGAGCUGCUGUUUGAGGAGGAAACAGAGCAGUGUGCGGAUCUGUGUCUGCGACUCCUGAGAAGCUGCAGCAGUAGCAUCAGUACCAUCAGAUCCCACGCCAGCGCUUCCCUUUACCUCCUCAUGAGGCAAAACUUUGAGAUUGGAAACAACUUUGCAAGAGUGAAAAUGCAGGUGACCAUGUCUCUGUCCUCGCUGGUCGGAACGUCUCAGAAUUUUAAUGAAGAGUUUCUCCGUCGUUCGUUGAAAACAAUCCUCACCUACGCAGAGGAAGACCUAGAACUCAGAGAGACCACCUUUCCAGAUCAGGUCCAAGACCUUGUGUUUAAUCUGCACAUGAUCCUGUCUGACACAGUGAAGAUGAAGGAACACCAAGAAGAUCCUGAGAUGUUGGUAGAUCUCAUGUACAGGAUUGCGAAGGGAUACCAGACAUCCCCAGACCUGCGUCUGACAUGGCUGCAGAACAUGGCAGGAAAACACUCUGAAAGGAGCAAUCACGCCGAGGCGGCGCAGUGUUUGGUGCACAGCGCUGCCCUCGUUGCAGAAUACCUGAGCAUGUUGGAGGACCGCAAGUACCUUCCUGUAGGCUGCGUCACCUUUCAGAACAUUUCUUCAAAUGUGCUGGAGGAAUCGGCUGUCUCUGACGAUGUCGUGUCACCAGAUGAAGAGGGUAUCUGCUCUGGGAAAUAUUUCACUGAAAUCGGUCUUGUGGGCCUCUUGGAGCAGGCCGCUGCCUCCUUCUCCAUGGCCGGGAUGUAUGAGGCAGUGAAUGAAGUAUACAAGGUGCUAAUCCCAAUCCACGAAGCCAACAGAGACGCGAAAAAGCUAGCCACCAUCCAUGGUAAACUACAGGAAGCCUUUAGCAAAAUUGUCCAUCAGAGUACUGGCUGGGAGAGGAUGUUUGGAACGUACUUCAGAGUGGGAUUUUAUGGUUCAAAGUUUGGCGACUUGGAUGAGCAGGAGUUUGUGUAUAAAGAGCCGGCCAUCACAAAAUUGGCCGAAAUCUCCCACAGGCUCGAGAGCUUCUAUGGGGAGCGCUUCGGGGAGGAGCAGGUAGAAGUCAUUAAGGACUCCAACCCUGUAGAUAAGUGCAAACUUGACCCCAAUAAGGCCUUCAUCCAGAUCACGUACGUGGAGCCGUACUUCGACACUUACGAGAUGAAAGACCGCAUUACCUACUUUGACAAGAACUACAACUUGAGGCGCUUUGUGUACUGCACUCCUUUCACCUUGGACGGCCGGGCCCACGGGGACCUGCACGAGCAAUUCAAACGCAAGACCAUCCUUACCACAUCACACGCCUUUCCUUACAUCAAGACCAGGAUCAACAUCAUUCACAAGGAAGAGAUUAUUUCCACGCCCAUAGAGGUGGCAAUAGAGGAUAUGCAGAAGAAGACGCAGGAGCUGGCUUUUGCCACCCACCAGGACCCGGCUGACGCCAAAAUGCUGCAGAUGGUCUUGCAGGGAUCUGUGGGCACAACGGUAAACCAGGGUCCGUUGGAAGUGGCUCAGGUGUUCCUGUCAGAAAUCCCAAAUGACCCAAAACUGUAUCGACACCACAACAAGCUCCGUCUAUGCUUUAAAGACUUCACAAAGAGGUGCGAAGACGCCCUCAGGAAGAACAAGAGCCUGAUUGGACCGGACCAGAAAGAGUACCAGAGGGAGCUGGAGCGAAACUACCACAGACUGAAGGAGGCGCUCCAGCCCCUCAUCAACAGGAAGAUCCCGCAGCUUUACAAACCCGUCCUGCAGGUCAACUCGCACAGCAAACGGACAGCUUGAUAAGAGAUUCCUUCAGCAGACUGAGUCUUCGCAAGCUUGACAUUUGAAGAUAGAUUGCACUCAGUCACCGACACAAAGACGACAAAAAUUUGCAAUAUUAAUUUAUUUUGAAGUGUAAAUAGGAGUGUUUGUUACAAGUGAAGGAACUCGGUACGUCAUUCCAGUGUCUUAAUUUGUUUCUAGACAAACGGUCACACAGUCUGCAAAGUGAAUAAGGAAGUUGCUGUUUGUUGCUGAGGGGAUGUUUUUUUCCCUCAGCUAUCUUAAGAAACCCACACAUUUAAACACUUGAUACCAACAGAACCUUCAAGCUAUAAACCAGUGAAUACGAAGAGUGCUCUGAGCCCCGGAUAAGUGCCAAACUCCCUGCUCCCCUUUUUACAGCCAACCUUUUUACAAGCCUCCACAGAAAAAGGUACCACUUUAAAAGUUAAGGUGUUUAUUUAAAUAUUCUGUACGAUGUGUCAAAGAAUAAUGUAUUCAAUUUCAUUUGUGCACUUUUUUUUUAUUAUAGCGUAGCAAUGCAUUAUGACUUGAAAGUUUAUGUAUUGGAGGGAAGAGAGGAAGAAAAAAAAUGAAAACUUGGAAAAAGUUGUACCAGUAUUUAUCAUGAUGCUUUAUUAUUUUAUGUUGAAGCAACAACAUUUUAAAAUUAGGUACUUAAAACAUUCUUGUAUAAUUUUAUGUAGUUUUGUUUUACUUUUAAUAUUUUACUAAAUAAAUAUUUUAAUGUUCA
Poeciliopsis prolifica (blackstripe livebearer) is the source of this 7239-nucleotide messenger RNA. It is a transcript of the gene dock7, whose product is annotated as dedicator of cytokinesis 7. Gene Ontology annotation, biological process: small GTPase-mediated signal transduction; positive regulation of GTPase activity; axonogenesis. Gene Ontology annotation, molecular function: guanyl-nucleotide exchange factor activity. NCBI's taxonomy places the organism in Eukaryota, Metazoa, Chordata, Actinopteri, Cyprinodontiformes, Poeciliidae. The transcript has 53 exons. Bases 63 to 6503 code for a protein of 2146 amino acids. The record is from RefSeq and is a predicted model, not a curated record.